AUGUCCGUUUUGAAAUAUUUCCCUUGUGAGGCUGAAUGGGGAAAAUGGUGGCAAAGUUUGGAAGAAGUACACAUUGAAGUUCGUGUGCCUAAAGGAACUAAGUCUAGAGAUGUCAAAGUUGAAGCUUCUAAUAGUCAAAUUACGUUUAAAGGAGCGGAAUUACUUUGGAGUUUGGAAGAUGGAGGCUCUUUACUUGACAUAGUAUUAGUGAAAUUAAAUUAUGUUGGAGGUGAAGAACCAUGGCCUUCUUUAAUGGAUGAUUCUAGGUAUAAAGUUGAACAAAAUGCUUAUGAAGAAAUGAAAAAGAGUGCUGAACUUGAAAAGCUAAAACAGCAGACUAAUGCUAUCCAGGUUUUUUUAAUUAAGUAG
Messenger RNA from Daktulosphaira vitifoliae (grape phylloxera), 369 nucleotides. RefSeq names its product nudC domain-containing protein 2-like. Gene Ontology annotation, cellular component: cytoplasm. The record is from RefSeq and is a predicted model, not a curated record. Bases 1 to 369 code for a protein of 122 amino acids. Gene Ontology annotation, biological process: protein folding. The transcript has 4 exons. NCBI's taxonomy places the organism in Eukaryota, Metazoa, Arthropoda, Insecta, Hemiptera, Phylloxeridae.